This is a messenger RNA of Anopheles darlingi, 2804 nucleotides long. Its product is annotated as zinc finger protein GLI1-like. The record is from RefSeq and is a predicted model, not a curated record. Gene Ontology annotation, cellular component: nucleus. The transcript has 3 exons. NCBI's taxonomy places the organism in Eukaryota, Metazoa, Arthropoda, Insecta, Diptera, Culicidae. Gene Ontology annotation, molecular function: DNA-binding transcription factor activity, RNA polymerase II-specific; RNA polymerase II cis-regulatory region sequence-specific DNA binding. Gene Ontology annotation, biological process: smoothened signaling pathway; regulation of transcription by RNA polymerase II. The coding region runs from base 591 to 2189 and encodes 532 amino acids.
GCUGCGGCCGCCCCAAGCGUUUAGUAACGGUUUGAGUCUCGAGCCACUCGGAAGCACCACGCCGGUCGUUGGUGCUGUGUGUUCCGCUCGCGUAGAACUCACCCCUCGUUUCAGUCUGCUUCUCUGCACUCGCGAUCAUCGCGUUCGCGUGCGCGCACACACACACAGACACACAGCACGCAGCAUUCUGAUCCGGUCCGACAGCGCGAUCGUAAGACAGAAAACGGAUCUUGUGAGUGACGCACAUGAGGAAGCCAUUUUGUGAACCGAAAAUCAAAGGCGAAGACGAAAAAGUGUGGCACUAAUUUGUACUUAUAGCGCUUCCGGGGUGCAAGUGGGUCUUUGGGUGUCGCUCCCGGGAGAUUCUGUGAAGAAGAAGAAGGAGGUUCUAAAUGAUCUAGUAGAUAACGGCCGGUGGGGCGAGUGAGAUAAUGCAAGGCCACCCGAAAGCUGUCGGUGUGUGACAAAGAAGAUUACAAAUCGUGCCACGAGAGACAGCCAGGGCUGGGAUACUAAAACAGAGAAGUGUGCCGCAAACAGAGGGGGGCUUGUAGUGACUUGUAAAUGACUGUAAAGCCGAAGGUGGCAAGAUGCUAAUCAACAAAGAAACCAUUCCGUACAGGAUGGGCUUACAGCCUUUCUACUACUACCAGUCCUCGCCGCCGGUGGUCAAUGACCGGCUUGGAUAUCAUCUACCGAUCACACCACCGUACCAUCAUCCGUACGACUUCAUUCUUCCGAUGCAAUCACCGACGAACCCGGCCCCAAACUCGGUAGCGGCUGCGGCCGUUGCCGCCGUUGCAUCGGCCGCCGGUGUCCCACUGCCAGCGGCCUCGCCAGUGCGGCCAUCAUCACCGCUUUAUUUCUACCUCAACGCGGGACCCCCCGGAGCAACUGGAGCACAGGAUCAUCUGACAACGGGUACGCCGUUGUCACCACCGCAUACACCGCCACUACUGAUGGAGCGGACGGUCAGCGAGAUGUCGCUUCACUCGAACGGAUCGACGGUGGUCGGUCUUCGCGAUUCCGUCAUCAUGAAGGUCCAGAAUCAGCAGGUUGUGCCGGUACAAGGCGAUGCCGACACCGACACCAGUAGCACCGAUCCGUCGGAACCGGAAACAGUCGAAGAGUUCAUCUGUCGCUGGGAGAACUGCUACUGUGUAUUUUUCAAGCUGGAAGAUUUAGCCAGCCAUGUAACGGCGAAACAUGCAGUUAUCGGGCUGGACAACCUGUACUAUUGCCGCUGGGAGCGUUGCAUGCGCCAGGAUCGGGGCUUUAACGCACGCUACAAGAUGCUGGUGCACGUGCGCACACACACCAAGGAGAAACCGCACCAGUGCGGCAAGUGUGGCAAGUGCUUCUCGCGUGCCGAAAACCUCAAGAUCCAUUUGCGCUCACAUUCGGGCGAGAAGCCGUACGUUUGCCCUGUGGAGGGAUGCAACAAGGCCUACUCGAAUUCAUCGGAUCGUUUUAAGCACACUCGGACACACUCGAACGACAAGCCGUAUGUGUGCAAAGUGUCCGGAUGCAACAAGCGCUACACCGAUCCGUCGUCAUUGCGCAAACACGUCAAGACGUUCAAACACUCGAGCCACGGCGGACCCCAGCAGCUGCUGGCGGAUAUGGUUUGCAUGGAUUUUGAGAGUUUCUCGCAGGAUAGCACCAAGUCUGGAACGUCCCAGGGUACCAGUGCAGCCGGUUGUCGUACGCCGGACUAUGACUCCGAUACCGACACCGGUGUACUGAUCGAUGUGGUCAAUCUAGACUGUGGUCCAGAGGCACAGGAACAGGAGGAGAAGCUGGCGUACGAUGACUACCGUCGUUGCCAUCACUAUGGGCCUGUGACCCAGAGCGUCUACCGUGACGCUUCGCUCUGGAUCGUGGACUCUUUAUCGAGAGAUACGUACGGACGUGUUAGCGAUGUGCGGAUGACAAAGGAUGGGGAUGAUUCCGAUGCUACAGGAGGUGAUGGUGGUACGGAUAACCAGAGGGGGAAGGCAGAGCCACUGGAUCUGGUGCCAUACUCUGCGACUGAGCCGGCCAAUGAGCCGGGGCAAACGCUCCGCCCGAAGGCGCUCGAGGACGAGGAACUUUGCCUCGCCAUACAGCAGCUCAACGGCAUGCGGAAAUCUCGAUCGCUCCGGAUGGACGUCGAUGGUCCGCUCGAUCUCACUAUACAUCACCGUUAAUAGUAUACCCGGCGCGAGGUCGCUGCCCCUUCUUUUUAUCCCCUACUAUUCUACCCUUUCUAUUACAACCAAACUUAUACUGUGUUCUACAACGCAACUGAUGGAUUUUGUUAGCUUGUAAGAUGUUUUACUAUUUUACACACAUGAUUAAACAAUGAAGGCACCGGCCACCGUUACGCCGUUUAUAUUUUUAUCAGCACUAAAUAUGCUAAAAAGCGCAACACUGCUGGUGCUGGUGGGCUGGCGGGCUAGCUAGACCAAAACUAUGCAACCGCCUCAUGCACUGAGCGAGCAACCCGUUCAAGCUGGUUUUUUGAAUUUGCUGUGACUACCAAGUGGAACAUGAGCAACAUGCAAAUAUGCUGGCAGAUAAUCGAAAGAGAGUAGAAGAGAGAGAGAGAGAGAGAGAGAGAGAGAGAGAGAGAGAGAGAGAGAGAGAGAGAGAGAGAGAGAGAGAGAGAGAGAGAGAGAGAUAACGAGGUGCGCAAUCUGUGGUUUGAAUUGAAACUCAAUUUCUUUAUUAUUAACUAAAAACACAAAUACACUUUGUUACAAAUCGCGGUUGAACCAACUAUUGUGGAGUGGAUAAAUAAAUACUGUUUUUUCAUAAAGGGC